UAACAAUAACAAACAAACAAACUCCCUCGGCCGAGUUUCAUAACUUUCAUUCAGUCUUCCCUUCGCUUUCUCUCUCCAAACUCAACCAACCAACCACUACCACCACAAAAAUCGUAGUAAUUCUUUUUGGCAGUGAAACAUGUCGGGGAAAGGUGCGAAAGGGUUAAUCACUUCUGCGAAAACCUCAGCGGCGAACAAAGACAAGGAUAAGAAAAAACCCACUUCUCGUUCUUCUCGUGCCGGUCUUCAGUUCCCAGUUGGCCGUAUCCACAGGCUACUGAAGACAAGGACAACAGCUCAUGGUAGAGUUGGAGCCACAGCUGCUGUCUACUCUGCUGCUAUCUUGGAGUAUCUUACCGCUGAAGUAUUGGAGCUUGCAGGGAAUGCUAGCAAGGAUCUCAAGGUUAAGCGUAUUACUCCAAGGCAUUUACAGCUUGCGAUCCGUGGUGAUGAAGAGCUUGAUACUCUCAUAAAAGGAACAAUUGCUGGUGGAGGUGUUAUUCCUCACAUUCACAAGUCGCUUAUCAACAAGUCUUCGAAGGAGUAGGAUUACCUCAAUGAAUGAUAACUGCUUGGUGGGAUAUUUUCUUUCUUUACUAAAUGUGGAUUUGUCUUAUGCUUUUGGAAAGUCAGUAGGGUAUUUUUAUUUGAGUUAAGUUGAUGUUGUUGAUCAUAUAUAUAUAUAUAUAUAUAUAUAUAUAUAUAUAUAUAUAUAUAUAUAUAUAUAUAUAUAUAUAUAUAUAUAUAUAUAUAUAUAUAUAUAUAUAUACUUGAUCUUGCUCA
Molecule: messenger RNA, 783 nt
Organism: Trifolium pratense (red clover)
Lineage: Eukaryota; Viridiplantae; Streptophyta; Magnoliopsida; Fabales; Fabaceae
Product: probable histone H2A variant 3
Exons: 2
Coding region: 140-547 (135 amino acids)
Cellular component (GO): nucleosome
Molecular function (GO): protein heterodimerization activity; DNA binding; structural constituent of chromatin
Source: RefSeq, a predicted model, not a curated record